UUCUAUUCAGUUAAACCAUACAUUUAUCCACAUCUCAUUUUUGAACAAGGUUUUAAAAGUCUUUGCAUGAUUUAUAUAAACCAUGAGUCCACCGCUUCUGUUUUGGAUGUGAUCGGAUGGAACGCUUCACUUUGGAAACCGUUGCUAAACAAAAGGGUCGAUAGCAGGAUUCUGACAUGUGGUUGUGGGCACUGCUUCCUCUGAGUCUGGCCGUGUUUGGUAUCUCUGGUAUUUGGAUAGUGUAUGCGAUAUCAGUGUCAAAUGGUACCAUCAACAUCACAGAAACAUUCCCUUACAUCAGUGAGUGUGGUGCUUAUGCGCCUCAGAGCACCAUCUUCUCUCAGUACUGCAACAUCUGCACAUUCCUGGGGCUGUGGAUCGUGAUCAUCCGUUUCCAGCAGAUCCGGGACUUCGGAGACCAUGGGAAGGCCAACAUGCUCAGUAUGAUUUUGGGAUUCAUCUCGUGUGUUGGAGUUUCAGUCCUUGGAAAUUUCCAGCAAUCUAUCCAGAGAGUGGUUCACCUGGUGGGGGCCUUCGCAGCCUUCACCCUGGGCUUGGGCUACUUCUGGGUGCAGCUGUUUCUGACCUACAGAGCCCAGCCCUCGUACGACCGGCACUGGGUGGGUCCAACCAGGGUCCUGCUCUGCUUCCUCUGCACCGUACUCAUCAUCACCAUGGUUGUUCUGGCAAACACGGGUCAUCGCUCUGGUGCAGCCAUGUGUGAGUGGGCCCUGGUCAUGCUCUUCUUCUGCCUCUUCGGUCUGUUUGGUGCAGAGUUCAGACACAUGGACUGUCACCACCUCACAGUGCAGAGACGUGUCCUGAAGCCCAAGCCUACCUCCAUGUUUGUGGUGUCCAACCACCACCUCACCCCCGUUCACAUCAGCUGAACGC
Boleophthalmus pectinirostris (great blue-spotted mudskipper) is the source of this 894-nucleotide messenger RNA. It is a transcript of the gene tmem150b, whose product is annotated as transmembrane protein 150B. Bases 177 to 890 code for a protein of 237 amino acids. The record is from RefSeq and is a predicted model, not a curated record. Lineage: Eukaryota; Metazoa; Chordata; Actinopteri; Gobiiformes; Gobiidae. The transcript has 7 exons.